Molecule: messenger RNA, 879 nt
Organism: Gossypium raimondii (Peruvian cotton)
Lineage: Eukaryota; Viridiplantae; Streptophyta; Magnoliopsida; Malvales; Malvaceae
Exons: 3
Coding region: 307-735 (142 amino acids)
Cellular component (GO): endoplasmic reticulum; nuclear envelope; membrane
Molecular function (GO): glutathione transferase activity; glutathione peroxidase activity
Source: RefSeq, a predicted model, not a curated record
UUUAAAUUUAUUAGUGAUUAAUUUAUGUAUGAGAAAAGAUGAAAUGAAAUUUUCUGUAAAAUAAUUUGACCGGAUUAUCCGGUAUUCCAUUCCCCAUUACAAGGGAUGUUAUGGAAAGCUCACCUCACUUUCCAUAGAAUUUCUCAGAAGAAUUACUGAAGUCAGUGUGAGCAGAUCCAGAUCCAGAUCCCACUGGAAGAAUCUGGAAUUAAAAAGCGAUAGGGUUUGGUUCGUUGUUAAAAGGAUAGGCAGAGGCAUUUUAAAAGUUUUAGAAAUUACUUAGGGGAAGCCUAAUCAGAGAGAUCCAUGGAGUUUUUAGCUAAAGAAUACGGGUACGUAGCGUUAGUGGUGGUGGCUUACUGCUUUCUCAGCAUAUGGAUGGGUAUCCAAGUAGGGAUGGCUCGCAAGAAGUAUAAGGUUUAUUACCCCACCCUUUACGCUCUUGAAUCCGAGAACAAAGAUGCAAAGCUCUUCAACUGUGUUCAGAGAGGGCAUCAAAACUCGCUGGAGAUGAUGCCUAUGUUCUUUGUACUGAUGAUUUUGGGAGGGAUGGCUCAUCCUUGCAUCUCCGCUGCGCUUGGACUUUUUUACACCGUCACCCGUUAUUUCUACUUCACCGGCUAUUCCACCGGAGAUCCCCAGAAACGUCUCACUAUUGGGAAAUAUGGGUUCUUGGCAUUGCUGGGGCUCAAGAUUUGCACUAUCUCAUUAGCAAUAAACCUGCUCCGACAAUGAUUUUCUUUCCCUUCUAAUUAGGGUAUCGUUGUGAUCUCAUCCAUAAUUAUGUAUACAUUUCCUUUAUAUGUAUCGUAUGAGAGGUCUUAUCUAUUAUAAUGACAUCUUUUGAAUCCACUCGAAAUAAACAAAAUUUCAUUUUCA